AUGGACCGUUUGCUUAGUGAUAAUGAAGAUGCUUUCAGACCAUUUAGCAAUAAGGGAUAUUUUGCAACUUUGCCGUCUGUUUCUGGGGACAUUCACUGCACUCUGGAGAGGAAGUUAGCCAAGUCCUAUUUCAUUGCAUCACUGGUGUUCCAGUCUUUUGAUUCUGCUCAGGCAAACCAGCCUGAGCAUGCAGAGAUCCUUUUAUUUAUUCUUGCCCUGCAUGAUGCUAGUGAUAUAUUCAUGGAAGCAGCUAAAGUUUUUAAAUACUCUGAGAAGGAGCUUGCUGCAAGUGUGUUUUUUGGAUUCUUUGCCGUUUCACGGCUCAUUCUGCGGCUAGUAUUCGUCCCUCUUUGGGUUAUAAAAGCAUCAAGCUACGAUAUUUGUGAGUUCUUGAAGUUAUCUGAGGCCUAUCCUACAUUACUGUACUAUGUUUUCAAUACAAUGUUGCUGAUGCUACUCGUGUUUCACAUAUACUGGUGGGUACUCAUAUGCUCAAUGAUCCAGAGACAGUUGAAAAACAGAGGAAAGGUUGGAGAAGAUAUAAGAUCUGAUUCCGAGGACGAUGAAUAA
Molecule: messenger RNA, 570 nt
Organism: Juglans microcarpa x Juglans regia
Lineage: Eukaryota; Viridiplantae; Streptophyta; Magnoliopsida; Fagales; Juglandaceae
Product: ceramide synthase LOH2-like
Exons: 5
Coding region: 1-570 (189 amino acids)
Biological process (GO): ceramide biosynthetic process
Cellular component (GO): endoplasmic reticulum; membrane
Molecular function (GO): sphingosine N-acyltransferase activity
Source: RefSeq, a predicted model, not a curated record